GAAUACACAAUACAAAAUUCAACGGCCCCGCCCCAUAGCCACACAGCCCCAGUGGCCUAAUGGAUAAGGCACUGGCCUCCUAAGCCAGGGAUUGUGGGUUCGAGUCCCAUCUGGGGUGGACAUUUUUACCUGGGCAAGAAAAAGGAAAUUCAUGUUCGGAAUAUAGUAAAGAACAAUUAUGUAACGUGUUAAGCGGUCAAAUUAAACAACAACCGACUGACACCGUUUCAUCGGCGCUUGAGAAAAUCGCGCUUCAUCGCCUUCGCUCUCCUCAGAAGUAACCACAAUAAGAACAUUUAUUUACUGAAAUACAUGAGAGGCAGAGACUCGCAGGGAAAAUAUCAGCUGACAUGGAGAAGCAGAGCAUCAGAUUGUGCGUCCUGCUGUUGCUGCUGAGUACUUUCGCUUCAUCAGUGCAAACUUACCAGCUCCAAGAGGCCACCGUGUACUGGGAUGCUGCCCAGAAAAGUGUGAUCCUGAAGGAGGAGGUGAUGGAGACAGACAGGGGGGGAGCCUAUGGUUACUUCAACGACACUCUGUCCUCUCCUGGAUGGGGCGUCUUGGAGAUUUGUGCGGGUUACGGAGGAGUCACGCAGGAGGAUGAGACCACCUUCUUCCUGGCUGGGUACCUGGAGGGUUACCUCACUGCUGGACAGAUGUUCAGUCAUUACUCCAACAUGUACCCUCAGCUGAUAAAGGACGAGAAGGUUUUGAAUCCCCUGAAAAAGUUUUUGAGCAAACAGGACCAGUGGGCCAGGGAGCAGGUGAAACUGAGGAGAAACAGUGACCCCCUGUGGAGGCAUCUGGGACUGAUCCUGGCCCAGCUGGACGGACUCCACGCCGGAGCUGCACAGUGGGCCAAAACUAAACACAGAGAGCCUCUGUCAGCGUUUGCAGUCCAGUUUCUGAAUGGCGUCGGUGACCUCCUGGACCUGGUCCCGGCUCUGACGCCUCGGUCCAACUCCUCCACAGGGGGGGGCGGCACUUUCAGGAUGCCAGGAAUGGGCCACUGCACUGCCCUCAUAAAGGUGCUGCCAGGUUUCGAGAACCUGCUGUUUGGCCACUCCAGCUGGUACACUUAUGCAGCCACUAUGCGCAUCUACAAACACUGGGACUUCAGAGUGUCUGACACACACAUCGCCACUGGAAAGAUGUCGUUCAGCAGCUACCCAGGCUUCCUGAUGUCCCUGGAUGAUUUCUACCUGCUCGGGAGCGGCCUGCUCAUGACUCAGACCUCCAUCGGCGUCUUCAACGCCUCUCUGUUCUCCCAGCUCAGCCCUCACAGCCUGCUGGCCUGGCAGAGAGUCCGCCUGGCCAACAGCAUGGCGCACAGCGGGGAGGAGUGGGCGCUCAUUUUCUCCAAAUACAACUCAGGUACAUAUAACAGCCAGUACAUGGUGGUGGACCUGAGCAGGGUCUCUCUGGGUCACAGCAUCAGGACCGGAGCUCUGACUGUGGUGGAGCAGAUUCCUGGGUGGGUGAUGCACUCUGAUCAGACUCAAGCUUUACGCAGAGGUUACUGGCCGUCCUACAACAUACCGUUUCACGUCGAAGUCUACAACCUGAGCGGUUACGGUGUGAUGUGGAAGAAAUACGGGGUUGACUUCUCCUACGACCUCUGUCCACGAGCCAAAAUCCUCCGCAGGGACCAGGCCAAGGUGUCUAACCUCAGCUCCCUCAAACACAUCAUGAGAUACAACAACUACAAGAGAGACCCCUAUGCCAAGGGCCAUCCGUGUAAAACCAUCUGUUGCCGUAACGACCUGAGGCCGAGGAGGCCACGCCCAGGAGGUUGCUAUGACACUAAGGUGACUGACUACCAGAUGGCUCUCCAGCUGGUCGCAGAGGCAAUAAACGGCCCCACGACACAGGGGGGUCUGCCGCCAUUCUCGUGGCAAACCUUCAACCUCACGACUCAUCAGGGUCUCCCACACACCUACAACUUUUCCUUCAUCACCAUGAGGCCCACACUGCACCGACCAUAAGAGAGGGAAGAUACAAUUAGUCCUUAAAUAUAGACAUGGGACAAUCUGUUUAACUUCAUUUCCCACUGUCUGUUUGAAUUUAGUGUUAUUAUAUUACUUUAUUUUAAAAAAGUAUUCCUGCCAGUGUGAGGUACGACAACAGGUUGAUUAUUUGUUAUUAAACUAUUUAUUAAUCCAUUUAUACAUCAUCCUUUCUCAGUGUCCACCCAAGAGUGGCAGCAUUAUGACAGUGUACUCUGAAUUAACAUGAGGAUUUUCUGAAUUUACACAGACUGUUUGUUCCACAAACUAUGGAAUGUUAGCCAUCAGGGAAUUGCUGUUAAUUUUAUAUAAUUUUGUUAAUUUUAUAUAUAUUAAUUUAUUUGUUUAUUGUUUUGUUUUAAGUUCUAUGCAAUGUUUGCUCAGGUUUGUUCUGUGUGAAACAAAAUUAUCUGACUGACUUCAUGUAAAUAUUAACUAAUGAAUAAUGAAAUAUUCAUACAUUAUUUUAAAAAGUGGUGCAUUUUCUGUUGUAAUAAAUAGUCAAAA
This is a messenger RNA of Lates calcarifer (barramundi perch), 2513 nucleotides long. It is a transcript of the gene plbd1b, whose product is annotated as phospholipase B domain containing 1b. Gene Ontology annotation, biological process: phospholipid catabolic process. NCBI's taxonomy places the organism in Eukaryota, Metazoa, Chordata, Actinopteri, Centropomidae. Gene Ontology annotation, cellular component: extracellular region. The record is from RefSeq and is a predicted model, not a curated record. Gene Ontology annotation, molecular function: glycerophospholipase activity.